AGAGAAAAAAAAAAAAUGGGUCACUGCUGAUGCGUGAAGUGCAAGAACUGGUUGCCCAUGACAGCAUCCACAGCCAGGUGGGACUCCCAAGGGGCGAUCUCUUCCACAGGGCUGACAGUUGUCAUGUCCGGUGACCCACCAAGUCAUGGACACACUGCGUUCACCAGCAGAUCAUGAGUGCUGAUGUUGACAUGUCGAAGAAGGAACAACCAGGUUUUAUUCGGCUCACUGCGACUCAUGCCAAUGCCGGAGGAACCUCUCUGACGGUCCCGUACACGGCGCUCAGUUUGUUGUUCUUACCAGUUUUGAGCUGCGGAUUCAACGCACAAAGCGCAAAAGACAAAACUUGAAGGCCGCCAUGACACUACGCCCUUUGUUGCGUCAGCCGCUUCCGCAAUGUGUCUACGUUUUGCAGGUCCAGGAAGACGGCACUUGCUGUCUGCUACCGGUCGGCCGCUACUCGUGCUGCACCAUGAGCAACGCCGUGUGCUGCCCCGCGCGCAGCAGCUGCUGCCCCCAGCACUACGUGUGCGACGAGGCGUCCAACCUGUGCGCGCCGGCGGGCGGGGCGCGCAGGGAUUCCGAGGCCGCGAAAGCGACGAAGACGACCACCGUCGCCGCCCCCGGAACGACGACGCGCAGGAACAGCGUCGGCGACGACGAGCGGCUCCUGACCAAGUGCCCGGCGGGGGACACGUACUGCUUCCGCGACAACAGCACGUGCUGCCGCCAGGCUGGCUCGUACGGCUGCUGCCCCGACCGGGACGCUGUGUGCUGCAGCGACCUGGUCAACUGCUGCCCGCGCGGGUUCGCCUGCAUCCGCGGCACGGGCAACUGCGUCCAGACCACGACCGUGGCGAGGCUGGCCGCCGCCGCCGGCGCACGGCGCCCGGCGUUUCGCGCAGCUCUGCCGGGCUCGGACAUGACAGAGCCGCUGGCUGUGCCGGCCAUGAGGCUCGAGCGGGGUGCCGCGAUGCCUUAGCGCGGGCGCGGAUCGUUCGAUGGCCCCCACCAUGUAAUUUCGAGUGGGCUCGCCGUCUCAUCCUCCGUCGGGUCCCAGCAUGAGAGAAGGCGCCGCGGGGGUCUUUUGUGAAGUAUAUGUUGUAAUGGCGUGCGUCA
Dermacentor albipictus is the source of this 1119-nucleotide messenger RNA. The record is from RefSeq and is a predicted model, not a curated record. NCBI's taxonomy places the organism in Eukaryota, Metazoa, Arthropoda, Arachnida, Ixodida, Ixodidae.